Messenger RNA from Cadophora gregata, 396 nucleotides. RefSeq lists its product as uncharacterized. The transcript has a single exon. Bases 1 to 396 code for a protein of 131 amino acids. Lineage: Eukaryota; Fungi; Ascomycota; Leotiomycetes; Helotiales; Ploettnerulaceae. The record is from RefSeq and is a predicted model, not a curated record.
AUGACCGAGUUGCCGAGCGCGCAGCGCUCACCAGACAAAGGAACCGGUUUAGGUGUUGCUCAGAUUUUGGAGGAGGCUGAGAGCGUCGCCCAGCAAGCUGAGACUACGAUCGAGGCCAGCGAAGAUGGAGUACCGGAUGAUGGAUAUGAGAGUGACAAUGCCAGCGCGGCGUCCACAUCGCUGUCGUCAAGUGUGAGAGACUACGCUUUUGAGAAUGGGAGGAGAUACCAUAAGUUCCGUGAAGGACAGUAUCAAUUUCCGAACGAUGAGCCAGAGCAAGCCCGCGAAGAUAUGAAGCAUGCUAUGGUUGUCAAUCUUUGCGGCGGCAAAUUACACUAUGCGCCUCUUGAGAAUCCUCAAGAGAUUCUUGAUCUUGGAACUGGAACCGGCAUCUGA